Acanthisitta chloris (rifleman) is the source of this 1008-nucleotide messenger RNA. RefSeq names its product annexin A2 (gene ANXA2). NCBI's taxonomy places the organism in Eukaryota, Metazoa, Chordata, Aves, Passeriformes, Acanthisittidae. The annotation marks the transcript as partial. The record is from RefSeq and is a predicted model, not a curated record. Gene Ontology annotation, molecular function: calcium-dependent phospholipid binding; calcium ion binding; cytoskeletal protein binding. The transcript has 12 exons. Gene Ontology annotation, cellular component: cytoplasm.
CCAGCAUUCUUCCAAGAUGUCUACUGUUCACGAAAUUUUAAGCAAGCUCAGCCUUGAAGGAGAUCAUUCUCUGCCACCAAGUGCCUAUGCCACAGUUAAGGCCUACUCCAAUUUCGAUGCUGACCGGGAUGCUGCAGCCCUAGAAACAGCCAUCAAGACCAAAGGUGUGGAUGAGGUCACCAUUGUCAACAUCCUGACUAACCGCAGCAAUGAACAGAGACAGGAUAUUGCCUUUGCCUACCAGAGGAGAACCAAAAAGGAGCUUUGUGCAGCUCUCAAGUCUGCUCUGUCGGGUCACUUGGAGGCAGUGAUCUUGGGCUUGCUGAAGACACCAGCACAGUAUGAUGCCUCUGAAUUGAAAGCUUCCAUGAAGGGCCUGGGAACUGAUGAAGACACACUUAUUGAAAUCAUCUGCUCACGGACAAAUCAGGAGCUCAGUGAAAUUAAUAGAGUCUACAGGGAAAUGUACAAGACAGAACUGGAAAAGGACAUUGUAUCAGACACAUCUGGUGACUUCCGCAAGCUGAUGGUUGCCCUGGCCAAGGGCAAAAGGUGUGAAGAUAACUCUGUGAUUGAUUAUGAGCUGAUUGACCAAGAUGCUCGGGACCUCUAUGAUGCUGGUGUGAAGAGAAAGGGAACUGAUGUCCCCAAGUGGAUCAACAUUAUGACAGAAAGAAGUGUCCCCCACCUGCAGAAAGUGUUUGACAGGUACAAGAGCUACAGCCCAUAUGACAUGCUGGAGAGCAUCAAGAAGGAGGUUAAGGGAGAUCUGGAGAAUGCCUUUCUUAAUCUUGUCCAGUGCAUUCAGAACAAGCAGCUGUACUUUGCAGACAGACUGUAUGAUUCCAUGAAGGGCAAGGGAACCCGGGACAAGGUCCUGAUCAGGAUCAUGGUCUCCCGCUGCGAGGUUGACAUGCUGAAAAUCAAGAGUGAAUUCAAGAGGAAAUACGGGAAAUCUCUCUACUAUUUCAUCCAGCAAGACACAAAAGGGGAUUACCAGAGGGCACU